Molecule: messenger RNA, 2987 nt
Organism: Acanthochromis polyacanthus (spiny chromis)
Lineage: Eukaryota; Metazoa; Chordata; Actinopteri; Pomacentridae
Gene: nagk
Product: N-acetylglucosamine kinase
Exons: 10
Coding region: 100-1143 (347 amino acids)
Molecular function (GO): N-acetylglucosamine kinase activity
Source: RefSeq, a predicted model, not a curated record
CACCUGCUGGUCAGGAACCAGCAUUACAGGUUGGAGCCGCUCAGCUGCCAGUUCUCACGAUAUCUGCGCAGUUGACCGGACCAAAACAGGAAGUGAGACAUGGCAUCAGUGUUCGGCGGAGUAGAAGGUGGAGGAACCCACUCCAAAGCAGUGUUGGUGUCAGCAGAUGGGAAGAUCCUCGCAGAGACAGCUGGACCAUCUACCAACCACUGGUUGGUCGGGGUGGACAAAUGCAUUGAAACCAUCAACGACAUGAUCCAGAGAGCCAAGACUGAGGCAGGACUGGAUCCAAACACGCCAUUAUGUUCACUGGGCAUGUCUCUGAGUGGAGGGGAGAACAAGGAUGCCCUCGACAAAAUAAUCGCUCAAAUGAAGGAACGGUUCCCCAGCCUCAGCAAGGAAUAUCUCAUCAUCAACGACAGCAUCGGAGCCAUGGCAACGGCUAGCGAUCGUGGGGGUGUAGUCCUCAUAUCAGGGACUGGCUCUAACUGCAAGUUAGUCAAUCCUGAUGGCUCACAAAUCGGCUGUGGAGGCUGGGGUCACAUGAUGGGCGAUGAAGGAUCAGGAUUCUGGAUCGCACAUUUGGCUGUGAAGACUGUGUUUGAUGCCAAAGACAACCUGGUUGCGCCUCCUCAUGAUAUUACACGUGUUAGAAAUGCCAUGGAGGAAUACUUCCAGGUGUCAGAUCUCAUGGGCAUGCUGCCACACCUCUAUAGAAACUUCCAGAAGUCCCACUUUGCAGGUUUCUGCAAGAAACUGUCUGAAGGUGCAGAAGCUGGAGAUGCUCUCUGUAAAUAUGUGUUCACUCAGGCUGGGAGAGUCCUGGCAAAACAUGUAGAAGCAGUUUUACCUGCAGCUCAGGAGCCUUUACUGAACGGCGCCCUCGGCCUACCCAUCCUGUGUGUGGGCUCAGUGUGGAAAAGCUGGGAGCUCCUGAAGCCAGGAUUCACUGAUUGCUUGGAUGAAGUAGCAUCAUCUGAGAAGUUCAAGGGCCGUUUCCGUGGCUACAACCUCCUGAUUUUGCGGCAGUCUUCAGCCCUCGGAGGCGCCAGUCUUGGGGCUCAGAGUUUAAAUGCCACCGUGACUAUGGAUUAUGCAGCCAAUGCUAAUGUCUUCUACCAACACACCUUCAGCAGCAGCUAAUGAGAAGACAGUGGAGGAGGAUGUACUGGCCAAUUUGUAAUUAUUGGCAUAUUUGUAUCAUGAUGAUUAUGACCAAAUAAUAAUUGUGUAAAAAUGGGAUAGCACGUGAUUUCACUAUCAGAUGUUUGAAAAUAUUCCAUAACUCAGUGGUUUUUACAAUUGCAUGGUCUGUUGAUGCAUUUUUUUUUUUGCACUUUUGAACACUUGUUUACAUUUACAUAUGUUUACAUUUACAUAAUUAAAGUGCUGAAAUGUGUGCAGGCUAGCAAAGAAUCUCUGACCCUCAAAAGGUUCCAAUCAAAUGGAGAUCAAAUAACUCACUUGCUAUUACACAUGUACAAAUUUAGAAAUGAGUUAUACAAGUGCAGGUUUUCUAAAUGCUUCUCACAGAUUAUUACAGGUAUGAUACCAUACUAAAUAUACACCCAUGAUAGAGACUUUAAAGAGGUUGCACUUCUUCAAUGAAAAUAACUUCAACAAGAACCUUUAUUGUGCAGACAGGCCCACAGGUACUGAUAAUUUUGAGACAUAAUGUUGUAUAUUGCAAUAAAUCCCGAUGCAUCGUUUUGAUUUCAUAGAUAUGGCUGAUGUCCAAAAGAAUAAAGAUUCUUAUUUUGGGUAAUGACAGAUAUGCAGAAGAACAAGCAGAAUUAUGUAUACUGCUACAGCAAACAGAACAUGCAUCAGUUUAGAAAUGUUUUUAUUUCAAACAGUAUGAGAAACAUUCCACUAGCUCUAACCGAAAAAGAUGCUGGGCAGUCUUGACUCUUGAGUUGCUCUGACACUUGGAAUAAAACCUGUAUCAGCCAUGAAUUCUUCAAAACACCUGAAGGUAAACUUAUAUAACCCAUUCAAUUCUGUUAAUUUUACGCAGCUGUGAUCUGAUUCGCGCAAUAUUCCCUCCUUAAAGCCUAACUGUCGUGGCUAGCAGGUUUGCUUCUACAUGCUUCACUGUGUUCACUGACGUUUACUAGCUAACGGCUAGCUGCUAAUGCUAAUUAGCGUGCCGUUUCAAGAAGGUAAGGGCUGUUUUUUGUAGCUUUAAACAGCAAACAGCUACAUAGUGUCGUUGACAAAGACACGAAGAGAAAAAAACUGACUUGAAAUAAGCUAAAAAUCUCUAAAGUUUAAUUUCUUGUUUUCAAAGUGAAAUGCAGCAUCGAGUGAAGAGCUAAUGUUGGUAGCUUCGCUGAAGCUAAUGACCCCGUAACUGUUGUAACCUUUGACAUGUCAGACAUUUUAGCAUUUCGCUAAAUUUACUCCAGUGGUGCACACAUAUUUGAGGUACUUCUACUGUAGAUGAAUAUUUAGAGUCAAGAUUACUAUUUAUUACACUCAUUUACUCAACAUAUUAGUGAAUAGGACAAGAAAUAGCAGCUAUCUUGUGAAGUGGCUUUUCAAUUUCUGCUUCUUUUUUUUUUACAUUAUUAAUAUUUUCUUUUGAAGAAUUUGCUGUAGUUGAAUAUUCUACAGUGUGUUUUGAAAAAAAGUUUAUCCCCUCACUACAGGCAGAAACACAUUUUAUUUCAUGGCAGAGUUAAUUUUGAAAAGUCUCUGUUUUGGUUCUGUAACCUGUCUAGAUUAAUGGGAAGAAAACAUCCAUAAUACACUUUUAAAUGUUUUUAUACUCCACUUUGUCUAUUUGUGUCUGUUGUCAUCAAUCAUAAAUGUUAAAAGCUGCUGUAGUCUCAAAAUAUUUUUUCAUUACUAUCUCCUCCUUGGCUGCAUUUACAUCCACCAAACUGUCCAGUUUUAUUCCCAACUAUGUCCUGAAAGUUUUUACACAGUUCAGCCUGAUUUAAAUACCAUUUAAUUAAUUAAUAAAACAUGGCAAGAAAUGUAAA